Molecule: messenger RNA, 2148 nt
Organism: Oldenlandia corymbosa var. corymbosa
Lineage: Eukaryota; Viridiplantae; Streptophyta; Magnoliopsida; Gentianales; Rubiaceae
Source: the annotation of a GenBank genome assembly
AUGUUGCACCAAAUUGAGAAGGUGGAUGUUUUGGAUUCAGGUUUAAGUCGGACGGAGGAUGUUGCUGCUGCUUUUGAUGGAACUAAUACUAGUCCCGUAAUUAACGUGGAGGUGGAUGGCAAUGAGCCUUUGGCAAUGGAUGAAGUUCCGCUACAGACAGUUUUUGAGACUGAUCAUCAAGUGCUAAGUGAAAAAGAUGUGAAUUCUGGAGCUUCGGAUGAUGGUGGUGGGGAAGAGAGAGUUUUAGUAGCUGAAGAAAAAGGUGAAGGAGGAGAAGACAAGGAGGAGAAUACCUACUUUGGUAAUGAACUUGAGGGGCGUGGGGGAGAUAGGGAUGAUGAUUCCGAUGAUGAUUGUUGGGAUGAUGACUUGGAUGAUGAUGAUGAUGACGGAGAUGUAUUUAUGCAGGAAGAUUAUGAAGAUGAUAAUGAGGAUGAUGACGAGGAUGAAUUUAUGCAGGAAGAUGAUGAUGAUGAGGAGGAUGGGGAUGAGGAUGAGGAUGAAGAUGAAUAUGUUGGUUUGGAAACUAAUCCAGGUACUGUAAACAGAGGUAGUGAAGGAGGAGUUGUUGGAAACGAAAGUGGGAAGAUCGAAAAUGACGAAAAAGGAGUUCAUAAUGUGGAUGAGAAAUCGUUGGAGAAGACGAAUGGAAACAUCGAAACUGAAAGUGGUAAGGAAGAGAACAAGGUAAAAGGAGUUGGAAAGUUGGAGCCCAAGCUUGGGAAUAGGAUGAUGAAGAAGAAAAAGGUAAUUGAGAAGGUUGUGAGAAAUGAUUCGGACAUAGUUGUUUCUGAUGAUAAAUGUAUGUUAGAAACAGAUAAUAAGAAUGAUCCUGUGAACGGAGAAAAAGGACAUGGAAAGAAAAAGGUUGGUGGAAAAGGUGAAGGAAGUUCAAAGAAGAACACCAGGAGAUUGAGAAAAAGGGACACAAACAAGAAGGAUAAAGUAAAUUCGAGGCGUGUGAAGAAUGAUUUUCCUAAGAGAGCUGAGAGCAUGGGAAUGAUUUUUAUGUGCAGCUCUGAGACCAAAAAUGAUUGUUAUCGCUACAAGGUUCUUGGUCUACCUGCUGGCAAACGGGAUCUUGUUGAAAAAAUUUAUAGAGGCAUGAGGCUGUUUUUAUAUGAUGUUGAUCUGAAAUUGCUCUAUGGAAUCUAUAAAGCUGCUGGGCGUGGGGGUUAUAACAUUGAACCUAACGCAUUUAAUUCAAAAUUUCCAUCUCAGGUACGCUUUACUGUUCUGGAGGAUUGCAUACCAUUGGCAGAGGAGAAAUUUAGGAAGGUUAUCAAAGAUAAUUACUUCACAAAGAAGAAAUUUGACUGCCAUUUGAAUCAUGAGCAGGUGAAGAAUUUGUGCAAGCUUUUCAGUGUUUCCAGCAAAGGCCCCAAACCUAAGAGGUUGGAAAGAAUCCGCAGGGCAAAGGCCCAUAGAUCCUCUGUGCAUCGAGAUCGGUCUAGAGUUCAGGUUGUAAAUGAAGUUGGGCGCCGAGAUAGAUCCAGGACUCAUGUUUUAGAGGGAGGUAGGCACAUUGCCUCAGAUGAUAGUUAUCGGCGUCAUGAUUAUUACCAUAUCCGUUCAAGGAACAGAGCUGCAUCUCCAAUAGAUAGACCUUUUGUAGUUGAUCCUGUUCCUCAACUGAUCAAUGCUCCUAGAUACACCUACGACAGGCCCUUGGAAAGGGAUGCCUACCGACAAAACAUAUUGGUGGAGCGUCGUGAUUCAUACCGACAACCACUCUUGGCAACUCACGAUGGUUAUAGGCAGCGUUCACUAUCUCCCUUGGUGCCUCGGGAUGCUUACCGGCACAGGCCGUUGUCACCCUUGGCGAGUAGGGAUUACAGGCCACUGUCAGACUACCGUGAUCUGUAUAGGCAGGGGACCAUUUUGGAUCGCUAUGAUGCUUACAGGCAGGAUGAAGUACCAGAACAUCGUGAUUUUCGGCCAACAAGUUUGGAUUUGAGGCGUCACAAUGACAUUGUACCAGCACGCGAUUCUUACCUCUACAGCAGCAGAGAAUCCCAAUUGUAUCGGGAUGAUCCCAUGUAUAUUGCAGAAGAACCUGAUCGUCAUCGGCAUGAGAGAACUGAAUAUCGAUCUAGGGUUGUGCCGAUAUCAGAAUAUCGCUCUACACGAGCUUUGUACCGGCACUAG